AUGUCCCCUCAAAAAGGCAAGGGAAACUCAGGACGCCAAGUCAAGCGAACAAGUGACGAAGUUGAAGCUGCGAUUCGCGGGGUUCCACAAAUGCACCGUCAGACCUUGCGUUCCCUCUCGGCCGCCUGUGCAGUGCCCAUGGCGACGAUUUUUCGCCACAUGAAGAAUCCUCGCUACAAGGCCCGGUCGAAUUACGUCAAGCCUCACCUCACCCCCGGGAACAUCCAAGAAGAGCUCAAGUUUGCACUGUCCUUGUUCGGCCUUACCUGUUGGGCACCAUCUUUUCACCGACAUACAUGA
Molecule: messenger RNA, 300 nt
Organism: Aphanomyces invadans
Lineage: Eukaryota; Oomycota; Saprolegniomycetes; Saprolegniales; Verrucalvaceae
Exons: 2
Coding region: 1-300 (99 amino acids)
Source: RefSeq, a predicted model, not a curated record